Molecule: messenger RNA, 1503 nt
Organism: Helicoverpa armigera (cotton bollworm)
Lineage: Eukaryota; Metazoa; Arthropoda; Insecta; Lepidoptera; Noctuidae
Exons: 2
Coding region: 1-1368 (455 amino acids)
Molecular function (GO): RNA-DNA hybrid ribonuclease activity; nucleic acid binding
Source: RefSeq, a predicted model, not a curated record
AUGAGUGUGCAUAGUGGCGGUGAAGAACCGCCGCCGGAACCCGGAGAAAAGCGAAGAAGAAUACACACUUCAGGCGGGAAUGCCGAUUCGCAUAAGUAUAAAAUGUUUACGAAGCCUAACUAUAAGCGUUUAUUCAUAGAAAACAAUAACACCGAGUUCACAGUCUACGUACAAUCCACAGAAGAUGAAAAGUUAGGGAACAAGAACCCCAUAACACUCACCAACCUGAUCACAGAUCAGGUGAAAGAUGUUAUAGGGGUUCAUAGAAUUAAUGCGCAUAAAAUAGGGAUUACAUUUCGAAAAGCUGCAGCAGCAAAUAAUUUCCUGAAAAUGGAGGACUUUUUAUGGAUACAUAAGAUGAAAGCAUUUAUCCCAUCAAACCUCACUGAAAGAGUUGGUGUGUUGAGGUAUGUACCGAAGGACUUAUCCAACGAAGAGAUUUACAAAAGUAUGGUGUGCGACGCCGAAGUCGUAUCUAUCAAAAGAUUUAUGAGGAAAGUAGAAGAUGGCUCUAAAACAGAUCAUAAUGUAAGAGCAGCAUUUUAUGAUCCACAACUGGACUUUACUAAAUGUAUAAAAUUAAAUGCAGCAUGUAGCGUUUUCACUGCAGAAAGCUAUGCUAUUUAUUGUGCAUUACAACAUGCAAUUUCUGUAAAUAAUGUACAUACAAUUCUCAUAGUUUCGGAUUCUAAGAGUGUACUAUCUGCUUUAAACAAUGUAAAUAUGUCUUUUAAGCUUAAUUAUAUAUUAUAUGAAAUUAGAGUUAAGACCAAACAGUUACUGGAUAAGUUUAUUAAUGUAGAGUUCGUAUGGGUGCCUUCGCACAGUGGCAUAACCGGAAAUGAAAUUGCUGACGCUGCAACACAUUGGGAACAUUAUGAUGACCAGACAGAGCUUGUGAAGGUUCCAUUUUCAGAUUACCACAGCCACAUCAAAGAGAUCAACCGUAAAUUGUGGAAUGACUACUGGACACUAACCCUAGAAAAUAAAGGCAAGUGGUAUGCAGAUAUCCAAAAAGAAUUACGAAGAAAACCAUGGUUUAAUAAUUGUGAAUAUAUUAAUAGAAGAUUUAUAACAACUAUAUCUCGCAUGCGAUUAGGACACUGCUUAACGCCAGCUCACUUGAACAGAAUAAAUGUAUAUAACGAUAGCCGAUGUAAAUACUGUGAUGCUGAAGUUGCUGAUCUGGAUCAUAUUGUUCUGAAAUGUGCAAAUUUUAAUAUCCAACGUUUAAUUUUAGUAACUGAAAUAUGUGAAUGUGAAGAAAUUCAACAAAGUGUUCCCCGCCAAGUUCAGGAACUACUUGCCAACAAGAAGUUUUAUAAGACAUUGUAUAAAUAUAUAUGUAACACGGUAGAAAAAAUAUAAAAAGGUGUUAAGUUAAGAGUAUUGUAUUGCAAAUAAGUAGGUAUAAGAUUAUUUUUUCUUUGUAAUUUAGAAAUAUUUUAAAAAUUAUCCAUGUUUUCGGCUGAAAGACUUGUAUCUAUGGCCAAGAAUAAAUUA